AUACCGACGAAGAAGAUGGAGAAACUUCAUUUGGAAACUCUCCUCCCUUCAAUUCCUUCCCCUCAUUCCGCCCAGUCCGGCUCCGGAGUCCCCAAGAACAAGAAGAGGAACAAGGAGGAGGAGAACACAUCGAUCCAAACGAACGCCGCGACCGAGACGAUUGAGAGAUAAAAUGGCGUCGGCCUGCUUCUUCGCCCGCUGCGCCUCCCUCCCCGCGCGCCUCGUCGCUCACCCCACGCCCCUCGCCAUCACCUCCUGCAGGCUGCGGCGGCUCGGCGCCGAGGGAGCAAGGCCGGUGUGCGCCGCCGGGAGGAUGCUCGGCUCCGUCAGAUACGGCACCGGAGCGGCGUUGGGCCCCAAGGAAGCGGGUGCGGAGGUGGCCGCCGUGCCGCCAUCGGUGCCGGUGCGCGUCGCCUACGAGCUGCAGCUGGCCGGCCACCGCUACCUCGACGUCAGAACGGAGGGCGAGUUCGGCGGCGGGCAUCCGGCAGGAGCGGUGAACAUCCCCUACAUGCACAGCACCGGCUCAGGGAUGGCCAAAAACUCAGGUUUUCUAGAGCAAGUGUCGGCGAUAUUCAGGAGGGAGGACGAGAUCAUCAUCGGAUGCCAAAGUGGCAGGAGGUCUCUCAUGGCAGCAGCCGAACUCUGCUCCGCCGGUUACACUGGUGUGACCGACAUCGCCGGAGGGUAUUCUGCUUGGAAGGAGAACGAGCUGCCGAUCAACCAGUGAUGUCGUCGACUUCUCAAUGUGUCUGAAACAUUACAACCUGUCUCGAGGGUUGAGGCUACUCUGCUCCAAGGUUGUAACCAGUAUUGUCGUCUUGAUCUCGGAUUCAAGGCACCACGAUAGUGCACUCAAUAAAUUAGUGUAGCUUGCCAUUUAUGUAUAGGAUAUGUGCAAAAUGUUAGCACAACAAAAGAUUAUGACCCUGUCCAAUAUUCCUUUCGAUGCCUUCUGUAAAUUGUGUAAAACCUAAUCUGAUCAGAAUUUUUUAAGCU
This is a messenger RNA of Aegilops tauschii subsp. strangulata, 999 nucleotides long. Its product is annotated as thiosulfate sulfurtransferase 16, chloroplastic. The record is from RefSeq and is a predicted model, not a curated record. Lineage: Eukaryota; Viridiplantae; Streptophyta; Magnoliopsida; Poales; Poaceae.